AUGUCUGAUUCUGAAGACGCAUCUCCCAAUGGGGAGCCAGUGGCGGACUACGAGAACCCAAGUCCUGCCGUAGAAAACGAUGAUGACGCCGAUGUCCCGCAGCUCGAGGAACAAGACAUACCAGAAGACCCCAGCUCUGUGGAUUUGGAGGAGGAGAAGCAUGUCGUAGAUGCCACAGUUGUAGAAGCAUCUGCUCAGAAUGGGGACAUUUCCGAAAUCACUUCGGCGGACGCCAGCUCCAUUGAUGCGGUUCCGCGCAGAGCAGGGAGUCCCAUUGAGUCUGUCACCUCUGGGGUGGGAGACUCUCCAUCGGUCCAGGGCUCGCGCGUUUCCUCUCCAAGCAGCAGUGUGUUGCCAACAGCUGCGUCCCGUUCAGGGCUAGGCAGCCCGACGCCGUCCUUCCGACCCUUUGAUCGACGAUUCCAAUCCCGCAUAUCCUCGUUUAACGCCCUCAGCCCUCGUCCCUCGUCUCCUGCAUUUGCGGCUAGCCACAGCCGCCACGCCUCUUACAGCUCUAAUUUUCCUAUAGAUCAAGCCGAUACAGACACACCAUCGCCACCGUGGGAAAUCGUAAGGUGGACUAGACUGAAGAAGCUGAAUAGCUAUGCGUUCUCAGAAUCAGCGAAGCGGAAUUUUGGGUCGCCCACGUGUCUUGCUGUGUCGGCUUCAAUUUUUUUGGGAACCUCCAAAGGCAUAAUCUUAAUGUUUGACUAUAGCCAAAACCUAAAACUCAUCAUCGGCCCCGGGACUAAAGCUGUUGAGUCUGGUCCUAUUACUGCCCUCGCUGUAUCAGCAGAUCACACAACCAUAGCCGGCGGUCAUUCCAACGGAAACAUCUUUACUUGGGAUACAACACGGCCUUCACGGCCUUUCCUUACAAUCCCGCAUCUAGACGACUCUCAAGUACAGGAUAGGACAGUGGAUGGUCAUACGCCAGAGGCCUCUGUCAUCCAUCUAGGAUUUCUGGGGACCCGGCACACAGCUCUUGUAUCCGCAGAUGGCCAUGGCAUGGCUUUCUCCCAUCUUGCCACCAGAGGCACUGGGCCACUAGGCAGAACGGUCAAGACCACGAGGAUAUUGGGCCGGUAUCCCAAUGCGCCAAUGCCUCCAGGCAAAACAAUAAAGCCUAGCACCGUUCUAGCCUUUGCGCCUCUGCCAUUGGGAAACAUUGAACGUGCGACAGACAAGAUGGGACUGACUGCUAUGCUUACCCCUUAUUUACUUGUCAUUGUCUCCACGACCCCAGUGGCGCAGACGCAACACAAGUCGGCACGUCCUAAGGAUGUUCCGGCUCACAGCGCGAUGACGGGCUGCUUGGCCUGGUUUCCUGCUGUGAACCUUAAAGUUGCAGACUCACACACUGGAUCUACCUUCUCGAAAGCAAAACUGGCGUAUUGUUGGUCUAAUGUGCUAACAGUGCUGGACGUCGAAGAGAUUCCUGGAGACGACGCUGAUCAGCCACCUUCGUUGAGGUUUAAAGCUCGAAGUAGAUGGAAAUGUGAGGAGUCCAUUGCUGCUGUGCAGUGGCUUAGCCGCUCUGUGUUGACUGUCUUGACGAUUUCUCAAAGAUUGAUUGUUCUGGAGGACAGAACCAUGCGCAUGACGGAAGCGUUUGAUCUAUUGGAGAGAUACAUCUAUCACACUGAUCUUUUCUCCACACAACUACACACUCUUGUGGAAAAUCUAGACGAAAAUGAUGUAUCGAUGCAUGGGGUUGUAGCCGACGCCUUUUACAUGAGCUUCAAAGCAUACAAAGGGAGAAUGUUCCUCCUAGGUUUCAACGACGUGGCUAUAGGCGCAUUAUCAAAUUGGGCAGACCGACUUAUUGCCACAAUGGAGCACGGUGAUUAUAUAGGGGCUAUUCAGCUGGCUACCACCUAUUAUACUGGCGACGCCAACAAGUUGACCGUCGGCCUCCCCGACGAUACUGACCUAAGACAUAAUAUGGUUCGCGACAAGCUCAUGGAGAUAACCAGCGCCUCUUUGAAAUAUGCAUUUACACAGAGACAAAAGCACAAGGCAUCUGUGGAUGAUGAUCAUUUGAAGCAACUUGCUGAAACUUGUUUUGUGGCUUGCCAAACUAUUGACAAUAUUGAUUUUCUGUUUGAAGAGCUAUACGAAUGGUAUAGCGAUGCUGAUGUCGAAGGCAUAUUUCUCGAAACGCUUGAGCCUUAUAUCCUUGACCAAACGAUUACGGUUGUCCCACCUACAGUGGUUAAGGAUAUGGUAAAUUACUAUGUUAUCAAAGGAUGGGAAAGCAGGCUUGAGGAGAUGAUUUGCCACAUGGAGACGGUAACUCUAGAUCUGGAUCAGCUCACCAUUCUCUGCAAGCAACAUAAUCUAUACGAUGCGCUUACCUACGUCUGGAAUCAAGCUUUGCAAGAUUACAUUACCCCAAUGAUCGACCUACUCAAUCUACUGGUCCCCCUGAUGUCUAACGGAGACUUUAUGGCCGGCAGCACGAGCGAUGACUAUUACGGCGUGAAUGCGGUCAAGAUAUUCCCUUACCUCUCCUAUAUUCUCACGGGACGAAUUUAUCCAAGCGGAGAGACAAUGGACGAAGAGGUAGCGCAUAAGGCCAAGGCGGAGAUUUACUGGUUCUAUUUUUCUGGGAAAACUAUUUCAUGGCCCAAAGGCAGCGGCAAAGGGUUUCUCACCAGGACCGACGGAGAAGCAGAGCCUGCAUUUCCAUAUCUGAGGAUGAUUCUCAAAUUUGAUGCUCCUAGUUUCCUCAGCGCUUUGAAUGAAGCGUUUGAAGACUCGUUUCUGAAUGAUUCUUCUGAAAAACACUCCAAUGGAAAUGGAUCCAAGAUGGACAUGCCCGAGGAACAGAUCUUUGGCUUGACAAUUAAUCGACAGUACAUUUUGUCAAUCUUGCUCGAUGUAAUGAAUUCAACGGAUUUUGCCCCCGCCGACACGAUAUAUCUCGACAUGUUUAUUGCUCGAAAUCUCCCCAAAUUUCCUCAAUAUCUGCUGUUCUCUGGCACGACUUUGUCAAACGUACUCACAGGACUAUGCAAUUACCCUGGUCCCGACCUUGCUGAGGAUGCACAGCUGAGUGCUGAAUAUUUGCUAUCAGUUUAUCAUCCUUCAGAUAUGCCUGCGUUAAUGCCAUUGAUCAAGCAGGCUGGCUUUUAUCGAAUUCUGAAACGAGUAUACAAAGUCGACAAACAAUAUGGAAAGCUUGUGCAAACAUACUUUGAAGACGCAGAAGACCAAGAUUUGGUCUUUGACUGCAUUGCGGAAUGUUUACGACCUCAUAGCGAACUGAGCCAAAGGCAAAGACAGGAAGUGUUGGAAGUUAUCGAAAAUCACGCAAAGGAUUUGCUUGAGCUGAGCCCCGAGCGUUCGGCCUCGACGCUUGCAUCGCAGGAGACAGAGCUGCAUCAACAUAUUCUAGCUUCUGCCGCUGACGCCCCUGGAUUACAACAUGCAUAUUUAAAAACGCUGCUUGAGCCAGAAGAUCCGUUGGCAGAUGGGCAACAAGCACUCGAUCGGUAUCUUGUCGAACAAUAUGUUCAGCUCAUGUGUAAGUUUGAUCCACAUCAUGUUUCAGACUACAUCAGUCUCGUUCAGUCAGUCGACCUUCAAUUAAACAACCUGUUACCCGUUAUGGAAGAAACUGGUGUGGUAGAUGCUGCUGUAGUCCUCAUGGCCAAUGCGGGACAAGUUAUCGAGGCUAUGGAGCGAUUAGUACGGCACUUGGGAACCCUCGAAUCCGCUAUGGAAGGUCUUUUGCGAUCGCAUAACACGAAAGAUGGGGAGGAUGAUAGCUCUCUUUCUCUGCAGCCAUCGGCCGAAGCCCUUUUGGAGAGCCUGCAAAAGUAUGUCCAUGUUGGAAUCUGGCUGUGUCAGGAACAGACAAAGGCACCGCGGAGGACCAGCGUGGUAUCGAAGAAUAAGACUGCCCAGGAGAACUUAUCCGCAGAUGAAGCUCUCUGGCUGAAUCUCAUCAUUGCCUGUGUACAGGUGACUCAGAAUUUGGCCCCGUCUAUACAGGCUGUUGCCAAUGAAGAUGUGCUUGACGAAGAGAUGCUUUUGGCAAAGCUGCGAUCGCUUGUACAGCAUACAUUCACUUCGUUGCUUGUUUCUACUUCAAGUCAGGCUUCGGAUCAAGCAAACGGCCAGCUGGGUGCUGUUACUUUCUCAAACCCUGCAUCGAACCUCUCCUUCUUGCGAGUCUUGAGAUCGUUCCUCACCCAGGUCGCAGCAUCGUCUCCCAGCUUGGCAGACCUUCGUAGCGUUCUUGCGUCUAUAUUUUCCGCGUAUGCUUACGAAGAGUCUAUUCUCCGCCUGUCGAAUCGUCUUAUAGAACGAAACUUGUUCACAAACGUCAACACAUCUGUUGAGCUCCGACAGCGUGGAUGGAGGCCACGGGGCUCUACCUGCGAAGCUUGUGGCAAGAGAGUCUGGGGUCCGGGCCUUGCUGGCAAUUCUGUUUUUGAAGCCUGGGAAGACAAGCAAGCACUUGAAGAUGCAGCCAGAAAGCAGCGACAGACACAAGUUGCGGAGCGAGCCAAAGGCCAUGCAAGGAUCACGGAUCGUAGGAGCAAGGGGAAGAGCUUGGACAUGCGGCCCUCAAGCAUGCUGCUCGAGCAAUACGCCGGAAACUCCAAUAAGGAUCAGCUGCUAGGACCGCUAGUUGUGUUGGCCUGUCGACACAUCUAUCACCAGACAUGCCUAGAUGCGUUACAAGAGAAGCAAGAGAAUGGCAUCUUGCCGAGGGAUCUUGAUUACAAGUGUCCGAUUGAUGGAAGAAGUCAUAUAUGA
This is a messenger RNA of Trichoderma atroviride IMI 206040, 4770 nucleotides long. RefSeq lists its product as uncharacterized. Gene Ontology annotation, biological process: endosomal vesicle fusion; protein targeting to vacuole. Gene Ontology annotation, molecular function: protein binding. The record is from RefSeq and is a predicted model, not a curated record. Gene Ontology annotation, cellular component: HOPS complex; late endosome. NCBI's taxonomy places the organism in Eukaryota, Fungi, Ascomycota, Sordariomycetes, Hypocreales, Hypocreaceae.